This is a messenger RNA of Callorhinus ursinus (northern fur seal), 1010 nucleotides long. It is a transcript of the gene ATP6V0B, whose product is annotated as ATPase H+ transporting V0 subunit b. Gene Ontology annotation, biological process: proton transmembrane transport. Lineage: Eukaryota; Metazoa; Chordata; Mammalia; Carnivora; Otariidae. Gene Ontology annotation, molecular function: proton-transporting ATPase activity, rotational mechanism. The record is from RefSeq and is a predicted model, not a curated record. Gene Ontology annotation, cellular component: proton-transporting V-type ATPase, V0 domain.
AGUCAGGUGACGCUGCGGGGCGGGCGGACAGACUGCGGGGCGGACGGUGGACGCAGGGACGCGGGUAUAGCUGUGGCCCCACGGACCCGAGCCCCGCCGUCGUUGCCGCCAUGACGGGGCUAGCACUGCUCUACUCCGGGGUCUUCGUGGCCUUUUGGGGCUGCAUGCUUGUCGUGGGAAUCUGCUACACCAUUUUUGACUUGGGUUUCCGCUUUGAUGUGGCAUGGUUCCUGACCGAGACUUCCCCCUUCAUGUGGUCAAACUUGGGCAUUGGUCUAGCUAUUUCCCUGUCUGUGGUUGGGGCAGCAUGGGGCAUCUAUAUUACUGGCUCUUCUAUCAUUGGGGGAGGGGUGAAGGCCCCCAGGAUCAAGACCAAGAAUCUGGUCAGCAUCAUCUUCUGUGAGGCUGUGGCCAUCUAUGGCAUCAUCAUGGCAAUUGUAAUUAGUAACAUGGCUGAGCCUUUCAGUGCCACUGACCCCCAGGCCAUUGGGCAUCGAAACUACCAUGCAGGCUACUCCAUGUUUGGAGCUGGCCUCACAGUGGGCCUGUCUAACCUCUUCUGUGGAGUCUGCGUGGGCAUCGUGGGCAGUGGAGCUGCCCUGGCUGAUGCACAGAACCCCAGCCUCUUUGUAAAGAUUCUCAUCGUGGAGAUCUUUGGCAGUGCCAUUGGCCUCUUCGGCGUCAUUGUUGCAAUCCUUCAGACCUCCAGAGUGAAGAUGGGUGACUAGAUGAUCUGUUUGGGUGGGGCCAUGUCCCACUCUUAUUUAUUUGUGGUUUUCCCAGGACAGCUGGAGCUGUCACCCUUGGCCUUUCAGGGGGCUUGGUGUUCAGGGCCAUCCCUGCACUUGCUUCUUGCUGCCCAUCAACUUGGAGGCACUGCCUGGCUGGAGCCUCAGUGUGGGGAGUGGGUCGCUGACGACCAUGUGCAGCUCUGCACCUGUGUCCCACCCCUACCCCCCAAACCCAUCUUCCCAGUGUUUGUGAAAUAAACGUGGUUUUUGUCUGGGUCA